GUGCUUUCCUGUAAACAGCUAAAACCGCAUAUUCCAUGAACCUCCCUUCUCCAGUCUUCGGUCUCCACCUUCAAAUUUCAAAACUUGGUUGUAAUCUCCAAUACCCAAUACCUCAAGCUAGUGUUUUCCAUCUCCAAUCUUUGUAUUUUUGAAUUUUUUUUUUGUAUUUUGAAUGUUUGUGCUUUCUGGGUAUUCACUUGAAUUUUGAACCUUUUUUUGAUCAAAUCUCCAGUACAUAUCUUCUCGGAUCGUCCCAAUAUCGUAAAAAAUUGAAUAUAGUUGCCCUGCAGAUUCUUUCUUAUCUCUUGAAAAUUUCCAGUGGGUAAGGUUUUUUUGGGGCAAAAAUGGGGGUGAUGAUGAGGUGGCCUUCAUGGCCAACUGUUUCAUCAAGAAAGUUUGAAGUGAAAUUGAUUAUUCAUAGGCUUGAAGGCCUAAGGAUGGGUGAUGUGAAUAAGAGAUUGGUGGUGGAGAUCAAGUGGAAAGGUCAGAAAAGUCUAGCUUUCAGGCCUUCUUUGAGGAGAAAUUUCACUGAGGAAGGAGGUUUUGGCUGUGAUAAUGUUGUGGAGUGGAAUGAGGAGUUCAGAAAUGUCUGCAACUUUUCUGGUUUCAAAGGAAGAUCUUUCUCUCAAUGGGAGGUGGUAUUUACAGUUCUCCAUAGUUUGAACCAAGGAGCCAGAUACAAAGACCUUAUUGUCGGAACAGCCUCACUGAAUCUUGCAGAAUUUGCUUUAACUGCUGCGGUUAAAGAGCUUGAUAUCAAAGUUCCUCUGACAGUUACCGGUAGCACAGUCGAGUCUAGUCCCUCACUGUGUUUGUCCCUCGUGUUAUUUGAAUCGAAGACUGCUCAAAGUCCCUCGCAGGUGAUGCAAAGAUCAAUAGUGCCUGUUCCACAGUCACCCUCUUUUCCAGAAGCUCUGUCAUUGGAUAAAGAACAGUCUUCUAUUGUAAAAGCUGGCUUGACAAAGGUGAAAAUCUCCAAACAUUUUGUGUCAGCGGAAAGAUCAAACAAGGCAUGGCCUGAAGAAGAGAGCAGUGAUGGUUGGACCUCCAGAAGAAGUCAGGAUCUUGGGUACAAUUAUCAGUCUGACGGGUAUUCACCAGGUGAUGAUUCGCAUUCGCAGGGUGUAUCAGAGGAGAGCAAGGAAGAUUCUUGCCUUCCACGGCCUGUCAACUAUGAAAUGUUGGCUUACUCAAAUCAGACUGGACAAUCAUUUUACUCCAGCAUCAAUUCAGAAGAAGAGUGUUGGAUAUACUAUAGCAACCGUGAAUUAAAGAUGCAGUCCUUGCAUGUUGACAAUCCAAAUGGAUCAGUCUUUGAUCAGGAUACACUACGGAGCUCCAUGCGCAGAAUUUUAGCUUGGAAGAAGAGGAAACUGAGCUUAAAAUCUCCUAAAGCGAAAGUGGAGCCACUUCUGAAAAAGCAUUAUGGUGAGGCAGGCGGAGACGAUAUUGAUUUUGAUCGCAGGCAACUUAGCUCAUCUGAUGAUUCUGGUUUGUGGAUGAGUAAAUCCGAGGAUGGUUCAACAACUAGUAGAUCAUCAGACUCUGAAUUUGGCGAUGACAAUUUUGCCAUCGGCAAGUGGGAAUACAAAGAAGUUACGAGUCGCGAUGGACUCAUGAAACUGGAAGCUCAGGUAUUCUUUGCUUCAAUUGAUCAAAGGAGUGUUCGUGCAGCCGGAGAGAGUGCAUGUACUGCCCUGGUUGCUGUUAUUGCUAAUUGGUUACAAUGUAAUCCAGAGGAAAUGCCAAUCAAGUCUGAGAUUGACAGCCUUAUCAGGGAAGGAUCAUCAGCGUGGAGAAAGCUAUGUGAUAAUGAUGAGUAUAGAGAACGAUUUCCUGACAAGCACUUUGACCUUGAAACAGUCCUCCAGGCUAAAAUAGGUGGUGCUCUCACUGUAGUCCACGAGAAGUCCUUCAUCGGUUUCUUUCAUCCCGAAGGCCUCGAAGGAGAGCAAUUUGCCUUUUUGGAUGGUGCAAUGGCCUUCGAUGGUAUUUGGGAGGAGAUUAGUCAAUAUGGAUCAGAUUGCCAUAGCAAAAAUGGCCCUUUGGUGUACAUUGUUAGCUGGAAUGACCAUUUUUUCAUCCUUAAGGUCGAUCAGGAUGCAUACUAUAUCAUCGACACUUUGGGCGAGAGGCUUUUUGAAGGAUGCAACCAUGCCUAUGUGCUUAAGUUUGACAAAGAUACAACUGUGCGACAGCUCCCAAAUGAAAAGACUGGGAAUGACAAUGAAAAUGCAGGCAGUGAGAAAAUGGAAGGGAGAGAGGUAGUCAAUGCAGAAGAGUCGAGUAAUGCAGGUGAGGAAGAGAUUGUGAUUAGCGGGAAAGAGUCAUGCAAGGAGUAUAUUAAAAGCUUCUUAGCUGCAAUUCCUAUAAGGGAACUGCAAGCCGAUAUCAAGAAGGGCUUGAUGGCAGCACCUCUUCAUCACAGGCUUCAGAUUGAGUUCCAUUACACCCAGUUAUCACCACCUGAUGCACAAGCAAUGGCAUCGUCUGCUGGAUAGAGUUAAAUCUCAGGGUUCUUAAGUUUGUUCAAUUGUAAAUAUUCUUAUCUUUAGUGUCUUAUGAGCAAAUGGGUCAAAAUUAACAUGACCAUUUAGGGUUGUUUGCUUGUUUAUAUAGUAAUGCUUUCACUCCUAUUUGUAAGAAAUUGUGGAAGCAUCUUAUGUGGUUCAUUCAAAUGUUCCAGAUACAUGAAUAACCCACUUUCUGGCAAAUAAGUUGUAAUUGAUGCACAGAUAGUUCUCUCUAUUGAUCCUUUAAUGAACUACUACUGAUUGUCCA
Molecule: messenger RNA, 2781 nt
Organism: Tripterygium wilfordii
Lineage: Eukaryota; Viridiplantae; Streptophyta; Magnoliopsida; Celastrales; Celastraceae
Exons: 5
Coding region: 345-2501 (718 amino acids)
Source: RefSeq, a predicted model, not a curated record